This is a messenger RNA of Corylus avellana, 789 nucleotides long. It is a transcript of the gene RALFL34, whose product is annotated as ralf-like 34. Gene Ontology annotation, biological process: calcium-mediated signaling. Gene Ontology annotation, cellular component: plasmodesma. The record is from RefSeq and is a predicted model, not a curated record. Lineage: Eukaryota; Viridiplantae; Streptophyta; Magnoliopsida; Fagales; Betulaceae.
CUGCUGCUGCAUGUGACCCCUUGUCCUUGUGACUUGUCCCCCCUCCCUCCCUUCACUCUUUUCACUCAUUGUACCAACGAAUGGUUCUCAACCCCCCUUACACUUUAACAGUUGGGACAAAUACUCAAACACCUACUCGGCACUACUAGAGCCUCCUUUCUCUCUCUCUCUCUCUCGAUCAGGCUAUCCAUGGCAUCUCCGGAUCUGCCCAAGCUUCUCGUCCUCAGCUUCUUCCUUGUGUUCGUUCAUUUUGGUCCGUGUGUUCGGGCUCAGCUUGAGGAGACCAGCAUGAAGCUCAUGACUGACGCGUUUGAGUGGCCGACGACAAUGUCGUCGCUGUACGACGAGGGGGAGGCGGACGACAACAUGGAUGGUGGGUCGUCCGGGCGUAGGUCUUUGUUCUGGCAUGGAGUUGUGAAGUACUACAUUUCGUACGGUGCGCUCUCGGCCAAUAGAAUCCCCUGCCCACCUCGCUCUGGGAGGUCCUACUACACCCACAACUGCUACAAGGCUAGAACCCCAGCGAACCCUUACACCAGAGGCUGCUCUAGGAUCGCUCGCUGCAGGAGAUGAGUGAGGUCGAUUUGGGUUUUUAAUGCUUUUUUGUUUGAUUUAUGUUAAUGGGUAUGUGUGAGUUUGGUUGGGUGUGGGUUGAGAGUGUUAAGCCAUCUGGGUAGUGUGAGUUUUGGGUAUUACUAUCCGUGUAAUGUAGACAAUGUGCUUAGACGCUUGCGUCUGUAUGGAAAUUUGGCCUGGUUUUUGGUAAUGGAUGGAGUUAUCUUCCUUUCA